Molecule: messenger RNA, 1038 nt
Organism: Cyprinus carpio (common carp)
Lineage: Eukaryota; Metazoa; Chordata; Actinopteri; Cypriniformes; Cyprinidae
Product: steroidogenic acute regulatory protein, mitochondrial
Biological process (GO): intracellular cholesterol transport; regulation of steroid biosynthetic process; steroid biosynthetic process
Cellular component (GO): mitochondrial intermembrane space; mitochondrion
Molecular function (GO): cholesterol transfer activity; cholesterol binding
Source: RefSeq, a predicted model, not a curated record
CAUCUCAGCGGGAGCCAACAUGCUGCGGGCCGUCCUGAAGCUCUGCUGUGGAAUCACAUACCCACACCUACGGAGCAUGACAGGUCUGCAGCGAGCAGCUCUGGCAGCGUUCGGCCAGGAGAUCGCACACUUACAGAGCCGAGGACAGAUGGCCCUUCCAGCAUGGAGCUCUUUGAGAUGGACUGAAAAGACCGAGGCGGCGGAGCAGAGGACGGCUGCACUGGCCGAUGAGGACGUGUUUUAUCUGAAACAAGGAGACGCAGCACUGAAUGAAGCUCUGAAGAUCGUGGAGUCUGAGGACGGAUGGAAACUGGAGACGGCUGAGGAGAACGGAGAUGUGAUCUGUAGCAAAGUUCUGACGGGCAACAGGAAGGUUUUCAGAUUAGAGGCUGAACUGAACGCGUCUACAGAGGAACUUUACGACAUCUUAUUCUUCAGAGUGGAGGAGAUGCACGAAUGGAACCCCAGCAUCAGACGCAUCAAAGUUCUGAAACACGUGGGCAGGAACACCAUGGUUACCCACGAGGUUUCGGCGGAAACGGCGGGAAACCUGAUUGGCCAGCGGGACUUCCUGAGCGUCAGGCAUUCGUCCAAGAGCGAGUCACGUGUUUAUUUGGGCGGAGCCUCGACGCGGUGGGAGUCUCUGCCGCCUCAGCCCGGGUUUGUCAGAGCUGAAGAUGGACCGACCUGCAUCAUCCUGCAUCCGCUUCAGGACCGUCCCGACCGCAGUCGCUUCAUCUGGCUGCUCAACAUGGACGUCAAGGGUUGGCUGCCGCAGUCACUAGUGAACACGGCUCUUCCUCGAGCACAAGCGGACUUCACUAAACACCUGCGGCGCCGGCUGGCCACACAACACCCAGAAACCAAGAGGUGAUGAGAGACGCUUCUGUCAGACUUCAACACUAUAGGAACACAGCCAUGCAACAUACACCUCAGACGAACAGGAUGAAAGUCAUGUGGAAGACAGCGAAGUAGCAAAUCAGCUACUUUGAAAUUGAGUUGACCAUAAAAUGACAAUAAAAAAUAUCUUUCACAGGA